Messenger RNA from Sphenostylis stenocarpa, 813 nucleotides. The record is from the annotation of a GenBank genome assembly. Lineage: Eukaryota; Viridiplantae; Streptophyta; Magnoliopsida; Fabales; Fabaceae.
AUGGGCGCUGAAAAAUCCUCCAUGGCCAUCUCCACUAGAGACAGAGAUCGAGAGCUUCUCAUUCCCGUAGCCGCCGUCGAAGGCCCCGCCGCCCCUUCCUCCAUGCCGUCCUCGUCGUCUUCUUCGUCGUUGUCUGUCCCGCAUCAUGCUGGACGCGAGACUUUUUACAAAGUUUUUAGAAGCUGGGCAUCAAAAAAGUUCAUGUCAGGAUGUGUCAUUCUCUUUCCAAUUGCUAUCACCUUCUAUAUAACAUGGUGGUUUAUUCAUUUUGUGGAUGGAUUUUUCUCUCCUAUCUAUGCUCAACUUGGAAUUAAUAUUUUUGGUCUUGGAUUCAUAACUUCCAUAACUUUCAUCUUCUUGGUUGGGGUUUUCAUGUCAUCAUGGUUGGGUGCAUCUGUCCUGGGUCUUGGGGAGUGGUUUAUCAAGCGAAUGCCACUUGUUCGUCAUAUUUAUAAUGCCUCCAAGCAGAUCAGUGCAGCUAUCUCUCCAGAUCAAAAUACACAAGCAUUCAAAGAAGUAGCCAUCAUUCGGCAUCCACGUAUUGGAGAAUAUGCAUUUGGAUUCAUCACCUCAUUUGUUACCCUUCAGAACUAUUCUGGAGAUGAGCAGUUAUGUUGUGUCUAUGUUCCGACAAAUCAUCUUUAUAUUGGCGAUAUAUUUCUCGUCAACACCAAUGAUGUCAUUAGACCAAACUUGUCAGUUCGUGAAGGAAUUGAAAUUGUUGUUUCGGGAGGCAUGUCAAUGCCACAAAUCCUAUCAACGAUUGAUUCACGCGUCAUACCAGGGGAAAUAAGUAGAAUCAUCAGAAGCUGA